AUGGCCACCUUCCAUGCAUUCGGCCGGCUCCCGUUUGAGCUACGCACUCGAAUCUGGGAGGAGGCAGUCACGCCGCGUUUCGUUCAAGUCGGAUACUUGAGAGGCACAGGGAAGAAUGGUCGUUCCGGCGUGAUACUGCACGUGCUCUCGCCGACGCCGGCGCCUGCCGUGCUGCACGCCUGCCACGAGGCGCGCAACCUGGGGCUCUAUGAGCGGGCGUUUGUCGAUGGAGAGGAUCCGCGAUAUGUCUGGGUUAAUUUCGACGUCGACAUUGUUUCAAUCGGCCAUGGCGACUUUCACGGUUUCGAGCCUUGA
Purpureocillium lilacinum is the source of this 315-nucleotide messenger RNA. Lineage: Eukaryota; Fungi; Ascomycota; Sordariomycetes; Hypocreales; Ophiocordycipitaceae. The record is from RefSeq and is a predicted model, not a curated record.